Molecule: messenger RNA, 357 nt
Organism: Penicillium hordei
Lineage: Eukaryota; Fungi; Ascomycota; Eurotiomycetes; Eurotiales; Aspergillaceae
Product: putative prefoldin subunit 2
Exons: 4
Coding region: 1-357 (118 amino acids)
Biological process (GO): protein folding
Cellular component (GO): cytoplasm; prefoldin complex
Molecular function (GO): protein folding chaperone
Source: RefSeq, a predicted model, not a curated record
AUGUCUAGCCAGAAACAGAUUGACCCCAAGAAGCAGCAGGAGCUUCAGCACCAAUACACCAACUUCAAGAACACCCUUCAGCAAUUAGCACAAAAGAUUGGUGAUAUUGAGCAGGAGGCAGAAGAACACAAACUUGUGAUUGAAACCCUCGACCCUCUCGCCGCAGACCGAAAAUGUUUCCGCAUGGUGAAUGGCGUUCUAGUUGAGCGUACUGUCAAAGAUGUUCUUCCUACACUCAAGACCAACUCGGAUGGGUUGAAGCAAGUAUUGGAGGAUAUGCUCAAGCAGUACAAGACAAAGCAGGGCGAGUUGGAUACCUGGAAGAAGAAGAACAACAUUCAGGUUGUGCAGCCUUAG